UGAUUCUCUGUCAUCUGGGAGCGGAGAUUCCCAGAUCAGCAGCAACACAACAGCACUUCGACGUAUUACAGUAAUGGGAGCCGGAUCCAGACCAGCUUCUGUUAUAUCAACUGGUUCAACUGAAUCUGAUAGAAGGGGAUCUGGGGGCAGCUACCAGCAGAUUAAUGUUGAUCCUCAAUUUUCCACUCCUCCUCCAGUGCCGCAAAGAGCGCCAUCAAGAAUGACACCAAAGAUAUCACCAACCAAACCCAUGGCAAGCAGCCCUUGUGUGGAUCCAUCAUGGCCGAAUAAUACCAACAGUCCUCUCUCCAGCAAUGAUAAACAGGCAAUGAGGCAAACCAUUGUGCUGGAAGAACCGAUAAAACCACAAAGGCCACAGAGACCAGCACAAUUAGAAAAAAGAAAUAGUAGUCAGAUUUCACCAGCUACAACUAUAGCUACAGAAAGUGGUGGAGGCAUGCCACCGCCAUUACCCUUGAAAGAAAAUGCAGAUUAUUCAAACCUGCCUGAUCUUCCGUCUGCAUCACCUGCAGUCACAUCGCCUGCAGUUCCUGUUCCUCCGCCAAAGCAUCGUCAUACUACGUAUAGGCAAGACCAGCCCCUCCCAGAUCCAAGUUUAUAUGAAACUCCUCCAAGGGCUGCAACUACAAGACGGCCAAGGGUAUCUGGCUAUGAAAGCCCUGGCAUUCCAAGAAGAUUGGAGACAGCGCCAGCACCAGCACCUGAGAACAUACAUCGUCAUACUGUGAGUCCUGAUGCCAGACUGGUGGAGAUUCAUAUUGACAAUUCAUUUAGUGAAGCAAAUGAUGGCACUAUGGAAAACAAUAUAGCUACAGAUGCUAGUACAAACAGAACUGAAACUGAGAGUCCUAGUCGGAACCGAAAUACCAACAGUAUAGCAGGGCCCGACAGCACCUCAUUGUGAUAGUGGUUGUUGCCAGAAUGGGUUUUAAAUUUCAGUUAUUGAGUGAGUCAAGUUUUAUGCAAGCAGUUGAAGAACUUAAAGAGAAGACACAGCUGCUACACAUGUAUAUAUUAAUAUUAUUUGAAAAAGGCAUUGUACAUAGUAAUAUUGAAUGAAAGAAUACCUACAUCUAAUUUUAUGUCAAUUAAUAUAAAGUCAGCCUGUGUUGUCUUGAUACGGAUUACGGCCAUGGUAGUCACGUAGUAUCAGUCGUGAGUAGAAAUUGCCAUAAGAUGAAAUCAUGAAUAUUAAUAUUGUAAUAAUUUUGUGUCCUUUCCCAUCACUAAUUAGUAUAACCAGUAACCAGAAUAUUCCCUUCAUUAAUUAUUAUACCCAGCAAAUAAAACCUUCUGAGGAAAAUACAAUGACUGUCUCUUUUGCAGUUGAUGGAAUAUUUUAAUUUAAUGUUCAAAUACUCCAUCCCUAAGAACAUGCUUUUGUUUUAUUGCUGUGUAUCACACUGUAGCCAAUCCUGAAAGUGAAAAUGCAGAUUUUGUGUUUUCUGUCAUUUUCAGCCAUAUCAGAUUUUUUUCUGGUGAAGUACAAAUAAUUACAAUUCAUUUAUACUAACCUUUGUAGCAAGUUGUUUUUGUAAUUGCCUGUAAUUCUAAUAGAACUAAAUAUAUUUAGCUAUAGAGCCUUGUUAUAAGUCUGGCGCCCUCACAGUUUGGUAAUUGCAAGGCUACAAUGGGAAACUGCUUUAUUAACCUGGUUAAAAAUGUUAAAUUAAAACAUAACAAGAAAUAUAAAAUGUUUCUUACCA
Molecule: messenger RNA, 1727 nt
Organism: Saccoglossus kowalevskii
Lineage: Eukaryota; Metazoa; Hemichordata; Enteropneusta; Harrimaniidae
Product: dedicator of cytokinesis protein 1
Biological process (GO): cell migration; myoblast fusion; small GTPase-mediated signal transduction
Cellular component (GO): plasma membrane; cytoplasm
Molecular function (GO): guanyl-nucleotide exchange factor activity; small GTPase binding
Source: RefSeq, a predicted model, not a curated record